AUGCUUCUCUUGAGCAGUUCCUUCUGGAUCUUCCUCAGCCGCCGCUGCAAAUGUAUCAGGAGCUACGGCAGCAACAGCAGCAGCAGCAGCAACAGCAGCAGCAGCAGCAGCAACCGCAGCAACAAGCUCAGUAUCAUGAUCAACAGCAGCAACAGUGCAUGCAGCGUGACACCGACAGCAGCCCAUGCAGCUCCCCAUCAGCAGGUGCGGCAGCGCAGGCAGAAGCUGUGGCAGCGCCUGAGACGGAAACCGCAGCAACCGCAACAACAGCACAAGUUCAAACGGAAACCGCACCAGAAGAAGCCACAACAGCAGCAUCAACAGCAGCAGCAGCAGCAGCAGCAGCAGCAGCAGCGGAUCCUCCAGGAAACCGCACCAGAAGAAGCCACAACAGCAGCAUCAACAGCAGCAGCAGCAGCAGCAGCAGCAGCAGAUCCUCCCUCGGCACUCAAGGGCCUUCAGGAACUGCGGCAAAUGGGCACUGCGCAACAGCGUCAGGUAUACAUCCGGCUGCUGGGGAAGACGGAGGAUUCAGUUGCAGCUUCUGCUGCUGCUGCAGCAGGAACAGCAGCAGCAGCAGCAGGUGCUGAUGCUGCUGCUGCUGCCGCUCCUGCUGCUGCGGGGCUCUCGCCCAGCGUGCUGAUGUGUCUGCAUGCGCUCGAGCUCGAAGCCAUGCAACAGGGGCUGCUGCUGGCAGACGUUCCUAAGGAAGAGCUGUUCAGACACCUCCAGGAGUCGCAGCUGCCUGGAGAGCAGCAGCAGCAUCAGCAGGAGGAGGAACAGCAGCAACAACAGCAGCAGCGGCCCCUGCUGCUGAAUACGGAGUGGCUGCAGCAACAAAAGGAAGCUGCAUACGGCGCUCAGCUGCCUGGAGAGCAGCAGCAGCAUCAGCAGGAGGAGGAACAGCAGCAACAACAGCAGCAGCGGCCGCUGCUGCUGAAUACGGAGUGGCUGCAGCAUCAAAAGGAAGCUGCAUACGGCGCGAACCCGUACCCGAUUCCCCUGCGGUGGACGCAGCAAGAUUUGCCCUCGAACCUUCCACAGCAGCAGCAGCAGCAACAACAGCAACAACAACAGGAGCAGCAGCACGAGGAGCUGUUGCCAUCUCGUUCGUCUACAGAAGAGGCUGUGAGUCUUCUGCGGAGGAGACAGGUCAUAAUAGAGGGCUGCAUAUGGAGACGCCUGACGGCAGAGGUGCAGCAACAGCUGCAGCAGCUAGCAGCAACAGGAAGGGGAGGGGACUCGGGUCCUGCCAAGAGACUGUGGGUCCCUUGGGUGCACGAUAUGGCUAAGCCGAUAGCGAAGCUGCAGGAGACGCAGCGGGGAGUUGCUGCAGCAAUAGCAGCGGCGGUUGCUCCUUCAGACGACGCAGAUGCCGCAGCUUCCACUAAAGCAGCAACAGCAGCAGCAGCUGCCGCCGCUGACUUAGACAGCAAUGUGGCCUGCCUACCGCAGCAACUCGAGCCUGAAUUGCUAGCUGUCAUCACGCUGACUUAG
Messenger RNA from Eimeria mitis, 1497 nucleotides. Its product is annotated as DNA-directed RNA polymerase, related. NCBI's taxonomy places the organism in Eukaryota, Apicomplexa, Conoidasida, Eucoccidiorida, Eimeriidae. The record is from RefSeq and is a predicted model, not a curated record.